Messenger RNA from Sphaerodactylus townsendi, 2324 nucleotides. It is a transcript of the gene SLC38A2, whose product is annotated as solute carrier family 38 member 2. The transcript has 16 exons. Gene Ontology annotation, biological process: amino acid transmembrane transport; L-glutamine transport. Bases 473 to 1990 code for a protein of 505 amino acids. Lineage: Eukaryota; Metazoa; Chordata; Lepidosauria; Squamata; Sphaerodactylidae. Gene Ontology annotation, molecular function: L-glutamine transmembrane transporter activity. The record is from RefSeq and is a predicted model, not a curated record.
GUCGCCGCAUUCCACCCUCAAAAGCGGAGGCAGCGCGAGGCAUUCUCUAGACCUGUGCGCGACUUGUCGCUGCAUCUUGUAGCGACCGUUUCGCAAAGCAUCAGAGACACAUACCUCGCCCGAGUUUUUUUCCCUGUUCGUUCGUCUGUUUAAUUUAAGAAGAGAACAGUACGUUAUUAUUUUAUAACCGACUUGUUAAAAAAACUUUUUUCUUGUCUACUGGGGCCUUUCAAUUGUUAAAUAUUUAAAGGGAUUUUUGUGGCUGCUUUUUUCCCCUUUCUUCGAAGAAGCGGUUUAAUUACGACCUCAUCAAAGAUUCCGAACAUCCAGACUAGAAGCUUCACUGGUUAAGACAAGGCAAGUCAAGCGACCAAGGACGAAAGAUCAAGAGGCAUCUGCGCUGCUGCUACAAACCCAAAUAAUUCGCUUGCCUGCCUAAUCUGGUGUCUGAGGAGGCAUCCUGGAUCCCGGCAUGACCAAAGCUGAGAUGGGCAAGCUCAACACUUCCCCCAACGAAGACAGCAGCAGCUAUAGCUCCAAUGACUUCAACUACCCCUACCCAACCAAGCCUGCUAUGAAGAGCCAUUAUGUAGACAUGGAUCCAGAAAACCAAAACUUUUUACUUGAAUCCAAUCCUGGAAAGAAGAAAUAUGAAACUGAAUAUCAUCCAGGCACUACUUCCUUUGGAAUGUCAGUAUUUAACCUCAGCAAUGCUAUUGUGGGCAGUGGCAUCCUGGGGCUGUCUUACGCCAUGGCAAACACAGGAAUUGCUCUUUUUAUAAUUCUUCUGAUCUUUGUGUCAGUAUUCUCUUUGUAUUCUGUUCACCUUCUCCUGAAGACUGCUAAUGAAGGAGGAUCUCUGCUAUAUGAACAGUUGGGAAUGAAGGCAUUUGGCAUGGCUGGGAAGCUUGCAGCAUCUGGAUCUGUUACAAUGCAGAACAUUGGAGCUAUGUCAAGCUACCUCUACAUAGUGAAAUAUGAAUUACCAUUAGUCAUCAAAACAUUUAUGGACAUUGAAGAAAACACAGGACAGUGGUUUUUGAAUGGUGACUAUUUGGUCCUGUUGGUAUCCUUGGUGCUUAUUCUUCCGUUGUCCCUGUUAAAAAAUUUAGGUUAUCUGGGAUACACAAGUGGAUUUUCCUUAUUGUGCAUGGUCUUCUUUCUGAUUGUAGUUAUUUGCAAGAAAUUUCAAAUUGAUAUUUGUGGAGUGGAUUAUAGUAUGGUUAACAUAACUCUGAAUGCCACUUUAGAACAUCAUUCAAUUGCUGCAGAUGUUCAUGAAACAGCACACAAUAUAACUGAUGACACAUGCACGCCAAAAUAUUUCAUCUUCAAUUCACAGACCGUCUAUGCUGUACCAAUCCUAACCUUUUCCUUUGUCUGCCAUCCCGCUAUUCUUCCCAUCUAUGAAGAACUGAAAGGCCGAAGCCGCAGAAGAAUGAUGAAGGUGUCCAAUGUUUCCUUCUUUGCCAUGUUUCUCAUGUACUUUUUGGCUGCUCUCUUCGGCUACUUGACAUUUUAUGGAAGUGUUGAGCCAGAGUUACUUCAUACAUAUUCUAAACUGCUGGGAUCUGAUGUUCUUCUCCUAAUUGUCCGUUUGGCUGUUCUGAUGGCAGUCACUCUUACAGUGCCAGUAGUAAUUUUUCCGAUCCGCAGUUCCAUCACACAGUUGUUGUGUGCAGAGAAGGAAUUCAGUUGGUUGCGACACAGCGCUAUCACAGUGGCUCUUUUGGCAUUCACUAAUGUUCUCGUAAUCUUUGUUCCCACCAUUCGAGAUAUAUUUGGGUUCAUUGGUGCAUCUGCUGCUGCCAUGUUGAUCUUCAUCCUGCCAUCUGCUUUCUACAUUAAGCUUGUGAAAAAAGAACCUAUGAAGUCAGUACAGAAGAUUGGGGCUCUUCUUUUCCUACUCAGUGGCGUAUUUGUGAUGACGGGAAGUAUGACCUUGAUCAUUCUGGACUGGGUCCACAAUGCUGCUUCCGAUGGCCAUUAACUGUCCACUUCAGACUCCAGUGUUCAUUCAGCUAUCUACUGAAAGAGAGAACUUCUUAUCCAUGUUUGCAGUUCUGCUUCCUUUGAAAUGCAGAUUCUUUGAUGCUGGUUCUUCUGAGUGUAGAAUAGAUGGACUUCUUUCUGAAAAAAGAAAACUGUUCUGCACAAUGGAAAUGAAUACUAACAUCAGACCACCUGAAUCUUUGGCUGAGGGAAGUGACUAUUUAUUCCAUUCCAGAGAAUGGACAGCUGUCUCUGUAAAAUUUUAUCAAGCCAGAUAUUUGGCUUUUAUCAUUGUUACUUGGAUUUUUUUAUUAUUUACUUGAACGUGCCUA